GCCACCGCCGUCGCUGCCGCCACUGUGCAUCUUGUGCGUCCGCGGUAUAUUCGUCGUCGCUUACAACCGGAUCCCAACGGGGUUCCAUUACACGGUUGUGAAACGGUUCUCGUUUGUAAGGAUCUGAUUGUCAACCCGAUUGUGCGGUGCCCUCGAGAAGAAGAGCGAGAGGAGCGAAAGAGAAAGAGAGAGAGAGAGAGAGAGAAAGAGCGAGAGCGAACCACCAGAGGAGGGAGAAAGACGAAUAGAUAGAGGGACGAAAAACGAGAGGAAGAGAGAGAGAAAGAGAGAGAGAGAGAGAGAGGCCGCCCGCUGGUUGUCCGCUCCGUUGCUCCGCACUUUCCUCCUACCCAAGUAGUAUCAAUGUUGUCUGGCAAUGGUGUGUAAGGAGAACGUGGUAUCAUGGUUUGGGAAUCUGUCCAGUUAUAAACGUAUCGAUGUAAUGUGCACAUUGCUGAACAUGUGCGUGCCAUUUGAGAUACGAUAUCUCGGUACGUGCAUCGAGGAUAUCGGUAAGCGGGACUACAAUGACCUACGUGAUGUGGAACACCAUGCAAACAGCGCCUCGGAGUUAGCCGAGUUGACUUCCAGCGUGACAGAUAAACGCACGCGAAGAAAACUGGCUCUCUACAUGGCACUGUUGCACUCGUGCAAUUAUGCCUGUGCAGUGAUCUUGUACAAAAAUCUGUCGAAUUUCGACCAUCAGGAGAUUACAAAUCUGUUAAACGGGACCACCUUCAGUGUGGACGACCAACCCCUGGAAGAAUUGCUUCUGCUGUAUACGAUGGCACUGAAUCAUCCGGCCUUCACGUAUGAACAGAAAAGCGUAUUCGGCAACAUAUUCAUUAAGCUCCAGGAAGAAGAAGCUCGUCUGAACCUUUCAAAGAUAAACUCUUCUUUCAAACCGACCCAAGGCUGUACACCGUGCAUGAGUACAAAUGAAAGAUUAAUGGAGCCUGAGAUACCGGGUAGCUGUUUAAUGCCACCACCGCCAAUACAAUCUUAUCAUGGAGAAAUGGGAAUGAGGAAUAAUACUAUAGUCACCGGAGUACCACCUGGUCUCACGAUACCUCCACCAGGAUUAUGUUUGCCUGGUCCAGAGCAAAUGCCUAUGGGAUCUGGCGGUACAACGCAGUACGUUCAACUCGGUUUUCCAUCCAUGAACCAUAUGCCCCCUUGGCCAAGUCAGGUUAUGAUGGCAAACCAGCUGAUGUAUCACAGCGAUGUAUUGGCUUAUCCCCCUUCCCCCUUAGUCAGUCGCCAAUCCUCGCCAUCUCAGUCACGAUCUCCUAGUCGCAGUAAUUCGCCAAUGGGCCGUAGUAGGACUAAUGUUAACUCACGCGCCUCAUCGCAAUCUACUCAAUCCACCUCGACCAGCCUCACAUCGUCAAGCAUCUCAAACAGCCAAACAAGCAGCUCCAUUUCGAACACUACUAGUAACAGCAACAACUCUCUGCCGCCUCUACCAGCGUCCGGUGCAAGCAGAAGUCUUCCUAGUCAAUCGCCGUUACUCCCAUCAUCGCGAUCCGUUCCUUUAUCUAAUACGAGUUCGUCAGGUUUCUCUCGACAUAGUAUCGAUAAUACCCCAUCGUCUACUUUGAUCUCGGCAACUCAAUCGAAACAACCACCACCGCCACGACUUAGGUCAUCUAAUUCUGGCGAUUCCCUUCGAGAGACUUUGAGUAAAGAGAUGCCGAAUUUUAAGGGCAAUCUGCAGAACUUCUCUCGCGAUGAGAUCAGAAGAAUGAGUGACGAAGACUUAAGGGACAUUGGCUUGACACCGAAUGCAGUGGGACAGUUGAGGAGUAUAGUUAAAAGUCAAACCAGUAAUGGCUUAAAUCAGAUUUCAACGGAUAAGAAGCUGGAUAGCGUAAGCAAUACCUCACAUUCGCUCACUGAAUCGAUGGAAAACGAGGCAUCUGGUAUAGAAGUUUUAGGGGAUUCAAAUAAUAGUACAAGCGGGAAAUCGAUGCUAUUACAAGAACAGCAUCCGGCGAUGCAUCAUUAUCAUAUGCACAAUCAUAUGACUACUCCAAAUUUGCGGCGCUAUCCUGGCAUGCCAUCGAUAGAUCCGGCGCAAAUACAAAUGUAUCCUGCACCACCAAUGUAUACAGCUCAAAAUUCACCUUGUUAUUGUCUCACUGUACCAGUAGCUGGAAUGCAAAAUCGAUAUUCAAGGUGUAAUGCUCAACACGUGUAUUGCCUUGGACAACUGCAAGCAUUGCGACUCGACUCCGAGAGCAGCCGGCACUGUUCCCAAAGCAGUAGUUCUGAUAGUACCGGUAGUAGAUCGCCCCCCGAGACGCCACCGGCUGCGCCGUGGGUCAGUAGUAGCAGUGGCGGUGACAACAAUGUUGCACCGCCUGCCACUGACCACAUGACUUCCGCGCCGGUGCAUUCCACGGCGACGGCUCCGCCACAUGUCGUGUCAGCACCCCAGCAGUCGUCAAUGCAAUCGUCGGUGCCACCGGAGAGCAGGCAACUUACCAGAAAGAAUUCACAGACGCGCACGAUGCGGCAAAAAAACCAGGGAAUACUGAACGGAGCCGGGAAUGGAAACGGUGGACCGCCGAGUCUGUCACACUGCGUCUCCUUCCCGGCGCCGCCGGCACAUUCACAGCUCACGUAUCUGCCGCACGGCCACUUCCCAACUACGUUACGACCCAGUAGCGGUAUCUACUCUAACUUCUUGCACGGGCCAUCCGCACGACCAUCUUAUCAACCAGCGUAUCAGCCGAACGGCGAGAUUAUGUAUCCAUUCACGGGUCAUCCCGCGUCUGGUAGCACUCCACCGCCGCCACCGCCACCGAACGUAGCUGCCGCGGCACCAGUACAAGCGUCGUACAUGCCACCUACGCCGGUGGUAACGUAUGCAGCGGCGGUAAUACCACAGACAAAGAUCUCGUGUUAUAACUGCGGCAGUAAUAGUCACCUCGCGGUAGAUUGCAAGGAUCAGACGAUGGAAGACAUUACGAAGAAAGCCCAAUACCGACUGGAUUACACGAUAAUGAAGCAGCCUGGGGAGUGUCCGAAUUCCGAUAAGUGAUCCCCUGCCAUGGACCACUCUGCUACCACUCGUCACAAUUAUCACCGCCACUAUAACCGCAAUUAUUGCCAUCAUCGCCAUCACCAAUAUCACCAUCGCUAUCAUCUUCAUCAUCACUGUUAUUAUCACUAUCGCCAACACCAUCACCAGCACAUCUGUCAUUGUAACCACCAGUAUGCCAAUGCGAAUCGAUUUAAGGACAAGAUUACGAGAUGACAACCGAUAUUGUUCCUCCUUUCACUUUUCGGUAAUUUUUCUAAAUACCUUAUUCUAUAAUCGGAAUGAUGAUGAUGAUAAUGAUAUUAUGCGAUGCUGACGAUAACGGUGACGAUAACGUCGACACCAAGUACGACAAUGACAGCGAUGAAAUUUUUCUAACUGAAGACAUUUCGCGGUUUAUGGUACGGAGUACACCUUUUGCAAGUUCUUACGUAUGAUAGUGAUUGAAAAGUGAUCUAACUAAAUGUAAAAUAUAAUAUAGUAGUAUUGUACAAAGAAAGAGCAAAAGCGAAGCGAGAAACAAUUGAAAGACCGCGUUAUACGGAACACAAUUUUUUUGUGUGUGUUUCUUUUACUUAGGACACGUUUUGAGAGAUUUUUGAGUUUAAAAUAGUGACUCCUGUCCUUCCAGCGACACUUAUUGGCUACUUUUCGCUGCAACUCCCAUCUUGACAGUGUUCCUAUUUUUCUCCUAUACCCUAAAUUCUCUUAACGAGUAGCUAUAAGAGAAACGCAAAUGAAAAGGAUAAAGGAUAUAAAUUGUGCCCCCCCAAACAGGAAAGGAAGCGAAAAUUAUACGAGAUUCGAAUAUAUUUAGCAAGCGAUACUUUAACUUCUAAUCUACCAUGUCUAUACGCUAUUACUAUACUAUUAAACUAUAAUUAUUACUUCUACUACCGCCGUUGCGCCACGACGUGUUUUUAUGUAUAUAUAUUUUUCUCGAAUCUUACGUGCGCAAUGAACCGAUAAUGACAUGUGACAAAGAAAAAAGCGUGUAAUAUAUAUACGAAAUAUGAUAUACAGUACGCAUGUGUGUGCGUGU
Messenger RNA from Cyphomyrmex costatus, 4088 nucleotides. RefSeq names its product flocculation protein FLO11. NCBI's taxonomy places the organism in Eukaryota, Metazoa, Arthropoda, Insecta, Hymenoptera, Formicidae. The coding region runs from base 377 to 3046 and encodes 889 amino acids. The record is from RefSeq and is a predicted model, not a curated record. Gene Ontology annotation, molecular function: zinc ion binding; nucleic acid binding. The transcript is spliced from 8 exons.